Molecule: messenger RNA, 860 nt
Organism: Oncorhynchus gorbuscha (pink salmon)
Lineage: Eukaryota; Metazoa; Chordata; Actinopteri; Salmoniformes; Salmonidae
Product: voltage-dependent calcium channel gamma-3 subunit-like
Exons: 1
Biological process (GO): transmission of nerve impulse; neurotransmitter receptor transport, postsynaptic endosome to lysosome; positive regulation of synaptic transmission, glutamatergic
Cellular component (GO): AMPA glutamate receptor complex; postsynaptic density membrane
Molecular function (GO): voltage-gated calcium channel activity; channel regulator activity
Source: RefSeq, a predicted model, not a curated record
CUAGGUCUCAGUAACAUCAUCGGCAUCAUCGUCUACAUCUCGGCUAACUCUGGCGACCCGGGUCAGAGCGACAGCAAGAAGAGUUACUCGUACGGCUGGUCCUUCUACUUCGGGGCGUUGUCCUUCAUCAUGGCAGAGAUGGUGGGCGUUCUGGCCGUCCACAUGUUUAUAGAGAAACACCGGAAGCAGAGGGCCAAGUCUCGCACCGAACUCAUCAAGAAAUCAGCGUUCAGCCGUAUCCCGUCUUACCGUUACCGCUUCCGCCGUCGCUCCAGCAUCCGUUCCUCCGAGGCGCCCAGCCGGGAUGCUUCUCCCAUGGGGAAGGGGGGUUACAGCGGCCCGGGGACAGCCUCCGACCUCCCCAUGUACACGCUCACCCCCCGCGAAGCCGGAUCUAAGGCCGUCAUGGGGGGAGUGCUCAAUUCAGAGAGGGAGUUUCUACAGGGCGGUACUCUGGCCAAGGACUACGGCAAAGACGCGGCCAAUAGGAGAACCACGCCCGUCUGAGGGAGGCGGGGCCUAGGAGGUGAUUGGAUGGGAGCUGGACGAUGAUAAUGAUGAUGAGAGACAGUGAGGGAGGAAGAGGCGUUAUGAACUUUGACCUCUCUGCAACCUCCAGGGAUAAUUGGCAAAGGGGAAAUUAGACGUUGGUUCCUAACCACUGAUCUAGGAUCAGAUUCCCCUUUUAAAACCCCUAGUGGGAUGGGGGGGGCACUACCCCUUAACCUCAUCCCCUAGUGCAGGGGGCACUACCCCUUAAUCUCAUCCCCUAGUGCAGGGGUGGGCACUACCCCUUAACCUCAUCCCCUAGUGGAGGGGUGGGCACUACCCCUUAACCUCAUCCCCUAGUGGAGGGGGGG